CUCCUUCGCCUCUUCCCUCCUCUCCCUCUCCCUCCUCUUCUUCUCCUCCUCUGCUUGCGAUCGUAAACCUAACAAAGCCAAGAGAUCGAGUGGGAGGAGGGGAAGAAGAAGAAGAAGAAGAGAAGGAGCUCAGCCAUGGCGGCGGCGGUGGCGAAGGCGACGGAGAACGGGUCGGCGGCGGCGGAGAUAGGGAGGCCGACGAAUCCAAUGGUGACGCCGAUGCUCACGGACUUGUACCAGUUCACCAUGGCAUACGCCUAUUGGAAGGCGGGGAAGCACCUCGAUCGAGCCGUGUUUGAUCUGUACUUCAGAAAGAACCCCUUUGGUGGUGAAUACACUGUCUUUGCUGGUCUUGAAGAAUGCAUCCACUUUAUAGCCAAUUUUAAGCUCAAAGACGAGGAUAUAACUUUUCUGAAGUCAGUCAUGCCGACAAUACAUGAGGAGGGAUUCUUUGACUACCUAAAGGAAAUCGACUGUUCUGAUGUGGAGGUAUACGCCAUUCCUGAGGGUUCUGUUGUUUUUCCAAAGGUCCCCUUGAUGAGAGUUGAAGGACCAGUUGCUGUGGUUCAACUGCUUGAGACUCCAUUUAUCAAUCUAGUUAAUUAUGCCUCUUUGGUGACAACAAAUGCUGCACGGCACCGCUUUGUAGCAGGAAAAUCGAAAAUUCUACUUGAAUUUGGACUUCGACGAGCACAGGGUCCUGAUGGUGGAAUAAGUGCUUCAAAAUAUACCUAUAUUGGAGGAUUUGAUGCAACAAGCAAUGUAGCUGCUGGAAAGUUGUUUGGCAUUCCACUUCGUGGGACACAUUCUCAUGCUUUUGUCAGCUCAUAUAUGAGCAUCGAUGAGAUACUGGACAAAGCACUUAAGAGUCAUGAUGGCUCAAGAGUUUGUGAGGAUUUUGUUAGUCUGGUCCAGACUUGGCUCAGCAGAAUUCAGCUUGCAGGUUCUUUGCAUGGUGUGUUUGGUGAGACAAAUCAAAGUGAGCUUGCUGCGUUCACUUCAUAUGCAUUGGCAUUUCCACACAACUUUCUAGCGCUUGUAGACACUUACGAUGUUAUGCGAAGUGGACUUCCAAACUUCUGCGCAGUAGCUUUAGCACUUAACAGUUUGGGGUAUAAACCAUCUGGAAUUAGAUUGGAUUCUGGUGAUCUAGCUUAUCAGUCAAAUGAAGCUCGAAAGUUCUUUCGUGCGAUAGAAAAGGAAUUCGGCAUCGCUGGUUUUGGGGAAAUGGCUAUUACCGCUAGCAACGAUCUGAAUGAGGAAACAAUAGAUGCCUUGAAUAAGCAGGGACAUGAGGUAGAUGCCUAUGGAAUUGGGACUUAUCUUGUAACAUGUUAUGCUCAAGCAGCUCUUGGUUGUGUAUUCAAGUUAGUCGAGAUUAAUAAUCAGCCUCGCAUCAAACUAUCGGAGGACAUAGCGAAGGUGUCCAUACCAUGUAAAAAAAGAUGCUUCCGCUUGUACGGAAAAGAAGGCUACCCAUUGGUAGAUAUAAUAUCUGGGGAAAGUGAACCGCCUCCUAAGGCAGGUGAGCGCAUUCUCUGUCGUCACCCCUUUAAUGAAUCUAAGAGGGCAUAUGUCGUUCCUCAGCGUGUGGAGGAGCUUCUAAAGUGUUAUUGGCCUGGAAAUUCAUGUAAACCAAGAGAAGAACUACCAUCGAUAAAAAAGAUUAGAACUCGAUGCAUGCAGCAGCUGGAACAAAUGCGACCGGAUCAUAUGAGGCGCUUAAACCCUACACCUUACAAGGUGAGUGUGAGUGGAAAGUUGUACAACUUCAUCCACUUCCUAUGGCUCAACGAGGCGCCGGUGGGUGAAUUGCAGUGAGAUGCUGAACUGGGUCGAAUCAGGAUAUCCAAGUGCUAUGAUCUUAGAAACAAGGGAGCGUGUUUGAAGAGUUUUAUGCUUUGAAUAUUUAGUCACGGUGAAAAUAAAAUUCCUGUAACUUUGUUUGUAUAGCUUUUCGUUUUGUCCAUUAUUUGCACAGAGACCAUUUGGGUAGCUAUUUUCGUGUUUUAACCGACCGUCCAUAGCGCAAGUGGCAAAGGACUUGGUGGUUGGUACUCGAGAUUUUAAGUUCGAAUCUUAGUUGAUUUACAUUUCCAGCUAAGUUUAAAUGAAA
Molecule: messenger RNA, 2116 nt
Organism: Ananas comosus (pineapple)
Lineage: Eukaryota; Viridiplantae; Streptophyta; Magnoliopsida; Poales; Bromeliaceae
Product: nicotinate phosphoribosyltransferase 2-like
Exons: 15
Coding region: 136-1821 (561 amino acids)
Biological process (GO): NAD+ biosynthetic process
Molecular function (GO): nicotinate phosphoribosyltransferase activity
Source: RefSeq, a predicted model, not a curated record